AUGAAACCUGUAAAUGACUUUCAUGUAGCAAUGCACAUCUCAGUUUACAAAGCACAAAUUGUGCGUGAUCUAGGAGAAAACCACCAGAACUGCAGGCAGUUGAUGAAAUCAGCCUGUGCUGACAGUACCAUUUUUUACGUGCAUUUACUGUGCCAUGAGCAGUCAGUGCUGGGACACCACGCCUGGGCAAUGUGUGGGCAAACUCGAGGGCAUUUCUGCCCCUGGGGAAGGUGUACGGGCGACUGUGGACCCGGAGGAGUGCAGAGUCGGGCCCUGUGGUGUUUCCACUUGGAAGGGUGGACGAGUCACCGGUCUAACUGCGACGAGAACGCCAGGCCUCCCAAGGAAAGAAGCUGCUUCCGGGUGUGUGACUGGCACAGCGACCUCUUCCAGUGGGAGGUCUCCGGCUGGCGCCAGUGCGUGCUCGUUCCCGCCAGCCCCGGCCGAGCGCCGCCUCGCCCCGCAGAGUGUGUGACGGCGCAGCAUGGGCUGCAGCGCCGGAGCGUGCGCUGUGUUCAGAAGUUGAACAGAACCGGGGUUGUAAAUGCAGUCUGUGAACACUUUGCCCCUCAGCCCCCCGCAGAGCAAGCUUGCCUCGUGCCCUGCCCCCGGGAUUGUGUCGUAUCUGAGUUCUCACAGUGGUCCGAGUGCGGCAAGCGCUGUGAGAAGCAACUGCAGCACAGGACCCGGGCGGCCGUCGCUCCCCCUCUCUAUGGCGGGUCUCAGUGUCCCAAUCUGACGGAGUCGAGAGCCUGUGACGCUCCCAUUUCCUGUCCUCUUGGCGAAGAGGAAUAUAUUUUUAGCCUUAAAGCAGGACCAUGGAGUAAAUGUAGCCUGCCUCAUCUUAAAGAAAUUAACCUAAGCGGAAGAACUGUUCGGGAUUUCAGCUCCGAUUCAAAGGAGCGAGUCACCUUUCGACGUCAAAGUUACAAGCCACAUCACCUCUCCAGGCCCUGGGACUUAGAGAUAGGUUAUCAAACCCGGCAGGUCUGGUGCACCAGAAGUGACGGAAAAAAUGCUAUGUUAAGCCUUUGCAUGCAAGACUCCUUCCCUUUGACUAUCCAGUCCUGCAUCAUGCCAAAAGACUGUGAAACCACUGAAUGGUCCUCCUGGAGCCCCUGCUCCAAGACGUGUCGUUCAGGAAGUCUCUCACCUGGAUUUAGGAGCCGGAGCCGGAAUGUGAAGCACAUUGCUCUUGGGGGUGGAAAGGAAUGCCCUGAACUUCUCGAGAAAGAGGCCUGCAUUGUUGAAGAACUCUUGCAGCCAUGCCCCAGGUAUUCCUGGAGGACCUCUGAAUGGAAAGAAUGUCAAGUCUCUCUUCUCCUCGAGCAGCAGGACCCCCACUGGCAUGUGACGGGACCCGUUUGUGGAGGUGGGAUCCAGACCCGGGACGUAUACUGUGCCCAGAGCACCCCAGCGUCCACCGCACAGAAGGCCAAGGAAGUCUCUAGACCUGUGAAAAAGACAUUAUGUUUGGGACCUGCCCCGUCAGCCUCUCAGCUCUGCAAUAUCCCUUGCUCUACAGACUGUAUAGUAUCUUCCUGGUCAGCCUGGGGCCUGUGCAUCCAUGAAAACUGCCGUGAUCCUCAGGGGAGAAAAGGGUUUAGACUGAGACGGCGCCAUGUUCUCAUGGAAUCCACAGGGCCGGCAGGCCACUGCCCUCAUUUGGUGGAGUCUGUUCCUUGUGAGGAUCCAGUGUGUUACCGAUGGCUGGCGUCUGAAGGGAUCUGUAUCCCUGAUCAUGGAAAAUGUGGCCUGGGGCAUCGCAUCCUGAAGGCCAUCUGCCAGAAUGACCGAGGAGAAGAUGUAUCAGGGAGUCUCUGCCCAGCAUCCCCGCCUCCUGAAAGGAUGCCUUGUGAAAUUCCCUGCCGAAUGGAUUGUGUGCUGAGUGAGUGGACAGAGUGGUCGUCCUGUUCCCAGUCUUGUUCAAAUAAAAAUUCAGAUGGGAAACAGACCAGGUCAAGGACUAUCUUGGCAUUGGCUGGAGAAGGUGGAAAACUGUGUCCCCCUAGUCAGGCCCUCCAAGAAUAUCGUUCAUGCAAUGACCAUUCCUGUAUGCAGCUCUACUGGGACACAUUGCCCUGGGGCCCCUGUUCUGAAGACACAUUGGUAACUGCCCUUAAUGCAACCAUUGGCUGGACUGGAGAAGCUACCUGUGGUGUGGGCAUUCAGACACGGAGGGUCUUCUGUGUCAAGAGUCAUGUGGGACAAGUGAUGACCAAAAGAUGUCCAGAUUCGACUCGGCCCGAAACAGUGCGUCCUUGCCUUCUCCCGUGCAAAAAAGACUGCAUUGUGACAGCUUUCAGUGAGUGGACACCCUGCCCGAAGUCCUGCCAACCAGUCUCAUACCCUAGCCUUGGUCCAGUGGAUCUUACCAUUGCCACAGUAAGAAAAGGCAACUCCAAGGAAAGGAAGGAUGCAUAG
Messenger RNA from Mirounga angustirostris (Northern elephant seal), 2424 nucleotides. RefSeq names its product thrombospondin type 1 domain containing 7B (gene THSD7B). The transcript is spliced from 10 exons. Lineage: Eukaryota; Metazoa; Chordata; Mammalia; Carnivora; Phocidae. Gene Ontology annotation, biological process: actin cytoskeleton organization. Bases 1 to 2424 code for a protein of 807 amino acids. The record is from RefSeq and is a predicted model, not a curated record. Gene Ontology annotation, cellular component: plasma membrane.